GGAAGCAGCCAUGAGCGUGCUUAACGACGUUUCAUUUGCAUGCUCAUACGCAACUUUGAUCCUCCACGAUGAGGGGCAUCCUAUCGAAGCUGCUCGCAUCCAGAAGAUCCUUUCCGCGGCCAACGUCUCUGUCGAUGCUUCCUACCCAGCUCUCUUUGAGAAGGCGAUGGCAUCUGCCGAUCUCCCUGGAAUCUUGAAAGCUGCUGCUCAGUGCGGAGGAGGAGGAGGAGGAGGAGCUCCUGCUGCCGCCGGUGGUGCUGCGCCAGCUGCUGGUGGUGGUGCUGCCCCAGCUGGAGGAAAGAAGGCUCCCGAGCCCGAGCCCGAAGAGGAGGAGGACAUGGGAUUUUCACUUUUCGACUAAACCCUGCUGGCUUGAAACUAUCUUAGAAAUGAUUGAACAUGCAAAAAAAGAA
Messenger RNA from Guillardia theta CCMP2712, 413 nucleotides. RefSeq names its product large subunit ribosomal protein P1_2, cytoplasmic. Gene Ontology annotation, biological process: translational elongation; cytoplasmic translation. Lineage: Eukaryota; Cryptophyceae; Pyrenomonadales; Geminigeraceae. Gene Ontology annotation, molecular function: structural constituent of ribosome; protein kinase activator activity; ribonucleoprotein complex binding. Gene Ontology annotation, cellular component: cytosolic large ribosomal subunit; ribosome. The coding region runs from base 11 to 361 and encodes 116 amino acids. The transcript has 3 exons. The record is from RefSeq and is a predicted model, not a curated record.